Messenger RNA from Triticum aestivum (bread wheat), 5601 nucleotides. RefSeq names its product titin. Lineage: Eukaryota; Viridiplantae; Streptophyta; Magnoliopsida; Poales; Poaceae. The record is from RefSeq and is a predicted model, not a curated record. Bases 209 to 5359 code for a protein of 1716 amino acids. The transcript has 12 exons.
AGACGCUCCACCAACCCGCCCAACGGUCGGCUGCCCCGAAUUCAAAAUCCGAACUUUUCGCCUUUAAAUCCAGCCCCGACGCUCCAUUCCUCAGGUUUCCCAAUCGCACCUCCGCGCAGCCGCUCCAGCAAAGAUUUCAGAGACCGAGGCCGACGAGGAGAGGUAGGUAGGUAGUUAAGGUAGGAGACGGACCCCGCCGCCGGCGAGCAUGGACUUCCACGCGCUCCCCCGCCGCGACCUCCAGGCACUGGCCAAGCGCAACGGCGUCCGCGCCAACCUCAGCAACGCCGCCAUCGCCGACGCCCUCGCCGCGCUCCCCGCGGUCGACGGGAUCGAGGAGUACGUCGAGCAGCCGGUCGUUGUCGAAGUGGCCAAGCCGGCGGUUCAGGCGGUCGUGGAGGAGGUGAAGAAGAAGAAGACGAAGAAGCAGGAGGCGGAGGAGAGGAAGAAGCAGGAGGCGGAGGAGAAGAAGAAGCAGGAGGAGGCGGAGGAGGCGAAGAGGAAGCAGGAGGAAGAAGAGGAGAAAAGGAAGCAGGAGGAAGAAGAGGAGAAAAGGAAGCAGGAGGAGGAAGAAGAGAAAAGGAGGCAGGAGGAGGAGGAGGAGAAAAGGAGGCAGGAGGAGGAGGAGAAAGAGAAGAAGAGGAAGAAGCAGGAGGAGAUCUCGCUGGAGGAGCUCAUCUUACUGGUGGACAGCGAGGAAGAGGGGGGAGAGAAAGCCCCAGCCGCCGGGCGCGGUCGUGGUCGCGGUCGCGGAAGAGGGCGAGGACGCGGUGCCGGCGGGCGCGCACGGGUCGAGCCUGUGGCUGCUCCGGCUACGAGGAGAAGGGCUGCGGCAAGUGAGACCGCGACGGAGGAUGCACCUGCGGAGCCUGUGGCGGCUCCGGCUACGAGGAAAAGGGCUGCGGCAAGCAAGACCGAGACAGAGGAUACCGCUGAGGAGGCCGUGCCGGCCCGUGCCACCCGCGCUCGGAGCCAGACGACGGCGGCGCCCGUCGCCGAGGAAGAGGCGCCCAAGACAAGACGGGCGUCGAGGCGGACCGCGGCGACCAACACUGGUCCGCAGCAGGAAGAAGAAGGAAAGGGGGCACAAGCUGUCGCCUCUGAUAUGGAAACUGCGGAAAUGGAAGAAGAUGCCACGAAUACUCAGAACGAGGAGCGCAACGAGGUUGAGGAACAGAGCCAUGACGACGAAGGGGUAGUCGUCGCGGAUACACCAGCACAGGUGCAAGAAGAGCCACCGGUGGAGAAGGAGGAGGACGGUAGGCAAGAAUCUCCUGCCGUUGGCGUCGGGCGGCGAGGUGCCAGACGACGCGCACGGCCCGAGCCUGUGGCGUCUCCGGCCACGAGGAAAAAGGCUGCAACAAGGAAGACCGUGACAUGGGUUGACGCUCCGGCAGCCGAGGCCGUGCCGGCUCGGGCCACUCGUCGCGCUCAGAGCCAGAGCACGGUGGCUGAGGAGGCGCCCAAGGGAAGACGGGCGUCUAGGAAGACUGCUGCGCAGCAGGAAGAGGAAGGCCAGCAAGCCGUUGCCUCUGAUGCGAAAGCUGCUGAGCCUGCGCCGGUUUCCUCCGACGAAGCAGCUGGUGAUGUUGCAGAAAUGGAGGAAGAAGCCAAGAAUCCGCAGGACCAGGUUGAGGAAGAAGAACCACCGGUGGAGAAGGAGGAGGAUGUUGGGCAAGACCAGAACGAAGAGAAAUCGCCUGCCGUUGCCGUGGGGCGGCGUGGUGCCCGCGGGCGCCCACGGGCCGAGCCUGUGGCGGCUCCGGCUACGAGGAGAAGGGCCGCAACAAGCAAGACCGUGACAGAGGAGGCGCCCGCGGAGGCCGUGCCGGCUCGGACCACUCGUCGCGCUCGUAGCCAGGCCACGGUGGUUCCCGUGGCCGAGGAAGCCGUGCCCAAGACAAGACGGACGUCGAGGAGGGCUCCCACGAGGAAGACUGGUGGGCAGCAAGGCGAGGAAGAAGAGCAAUGCCAGCAAGCAGCUGUUGUCGAAACUGUUGCGCCUGCGCCGGUUUCCUCUGGCGAGGGAGCUGACGAUGCUGCAGCAAUGGGAGCGGCCAUGGAUCCUCAGACUGAACAGCCAAACGAGCUAGUUGAGGAGCGGAACAAGCAGGAGGAACUUGCGACAGGUGAUGAUGUGGAAACUGAUGUACCUGCUGUGCCCACUGAAGAAAUGGAAAAGGAGGCCAUGGAUCUUCAGAACGAAGAGCAAAACAAGCUGGUUGAGGACCAGUGUCAGGAAGAUGCAGGUGGUGUGGCUGAUAUGGAAACAGCACCCGUUUCCUCUGACAAGGAAGAUGAUGAUACUGAAGAGAUAGAAGAAGAGGCCGUGGAUCCUGAGAACGGUGAGCAAAAGGAGCCACUAGUUGAGGAACAGAGCCAGGAAGAGGAACGUGAGACAGCGCCUGAUAUGGAAACUGCUGUACCUGCACCGGCUUCCUCAGACGAGGCCAUGCAUCAUCAGAACGAAGAGCAGAAGGAGCUACUGGUUGAGGAGCAGAGCCAGGAAGAUGCAGGUGAUGUGCCUGCUAUGGAAACUGCACCGGUUUCCCCUGCCGAGGAAGAUGGUGAUGCUGAAGAAAUAGAAGAAGAAGAUGUGGAAACUGCACCGGUUUCUUCUGUAGAGGAAAAUGAUGAUACUGAAGAAAUAGAAGAAGAGCAGAGCCAGGAAGACGAAGGUGUGGUGGAAACUGCUGUGCACACACCGAUUAUUUCUUCAGAAGAGGGAGGCAGCGGUACUGAAGAAAUAGAAGAAGAGGCCAUGGACCUUCAAAGCGAGGAGCAAAACAAGCUUGUUGAGGAACAGAACCAGGAAGACGAAGGUGAGACAGGUUGCGUCCCUGACAUGGAAACUGCUGCGCAUGCGGUUUCCUCAGACGAGGGAAGUGAUGAUGGUACUGAAGAAAUGGAAGAAGAGGCCAUGGGUCCUCAGAACGAGGUGCAAAACGAGCUAGUUGAGGAACAAGCUAAGGCAGAAGAAGGGUUGUUUCAUCAGGGUUGUUUCACGGGUGUACAAGCCAGUCCUGAACUAGUGGAAGAAGCAGCAGCACCAGUGGCAGAAGAUUGCGGCACGGUUGUUUCAUCAGUGGAAGAGCAGCAGGACGAUGUCCAGCAGUGUGAGCAGUCUCCAGUGAAUGUUGUUAACGAGGAAGGCCAUUUUCCGGCUGAAACUGUCUCCAGCGAGGGGCCACUGGACAUGGAGAUUCAUCAUGGCGGUGAGGCCGAGGAUCAUCAGUUCACUGAAGAGACUGAAAUGGUGCCCGUGGAAGCACCGGAAUCCGGUGAGGCCACUGAGGAAGCUGAGGAGCAUCAGUCCAGUGAAGAGACUGAAAUGAUGGUGCCCGUGGAAGAGACCACUGAGGAAGCUGAGGAGAUUCAGCAGUCCAGUGAAGAGACUGAAAUGGUGCCCGUUGAGGAAGCUGUGGAGGUUCAUCAGUCCAGUGAAGAGACGGAAAUGGUGCCCGUCGCCGAGUCGGCGGCUCAAGCCGCUGACGAAGCUGAGGAGAUUCAUCAGUCGAGUGAAGAGACCGAAAUGGUGCCCGUGGACUCACCGGUGCCGCAGGAGGCUGCUGUGGAGGACCUGGAGGUUGGUUUCACCUGCCAUGCAGACACCGCCAUUGAGAAGGAGAAUGAAGUGCCUCAGAGUGCAGCCAAAGCCAAUGAGGAGAAGGAAGACCUGGCUGUUGAAGAGGAGGAGAAUGAAGUGCUCUUUGGUGCUCUUUUCCAGAGUGCAGCCAAAACCAGUGAGUACAAGGAUGUUGAAGAGUUGCAGCACGACAUGGAUGAGGCUACUGCAGAGGUCAUUGGUGCUCUGUUCCAGAGCGCAGCCAAAACAAAUGAGAGCAAGGAACAGCAACUGGUUGUUGAUGAGGUGCACUAUAACAUGGAUGAGUGUGCUGCAGAGGAGGAGAAUGAGGAAGAUAUGGCUGUCUUUGGUGCCCUGUUUCAGAGCGCAGCCAAGUCCAGUGAGAACAAGGAACAUCUGGUUGUUGAUGAGUCUGUUGAGGAGAAUGAGGUGCCAUUCUUAGGUGCUCUGUUUCAGAGCGCAGCCAAGUGCAACGAGAACAAGGAUCAUCAUCUGGUUGUUGGUGAGGCGCAGCAUUACAUGGAUGAUGCUGUUGAAGAGGAGGACAAUGAAGUAGAAGCAACCUUUGGUGCUCUCCUUGAGAGCGCAGCCGAAGCCAAUGAGGAGGAGGAAGAUAUGGCUGUUGAUGAGUUGCAGCAUAACAAGUCUGUGGAAGAGGAGGAGAACGAUGAAGACCGAACCACCUUGGCUGCUUGGCUGCUGCUUCACAGAGCAGCCAAGGCCCAUGAAAUCAAGGGAGAAGGUCUGAUUGUUGAUGACACAGAAGAGCCUGUUGAAGAGGAGCCAAAGAUGGAGAGUGUUGAGGCCACUGUGACAGAGGAGAGUGGCAUCACCGGUGAGCUGACAAAUGUGCCCGUCGAGGAGGACGACGGCGGCGUGGUGGCCGCCGACGACAUGCCACUCAGCUCAGCCACAAUGUUUGAGGGCGCUGUACAAGUGGUCACCGUCGAGAACCUGUCGCAAGCCACUGUAACUGAUGACGAGAAGGUGGAGGAGGUGCUCCUGUCGCAGGCCACGGUGACUGAUGACGAGUGGGCAGCCAGGGAGUGUGCUUUUUCCACCGGUAACCUCACACCGGUGGUCGACACUGCCAAGGAAGUGGUGACCAUCGACUACCUGUCGCAGGCCACCACAGUGACAGACGACGAAUGGACAGUCAAGGAGAGUGCGGCAUUCGCCGGUGACCGCUCGCCGGUGUUCGACGCUGCCGGAGACUGCAGUGGCCAGGUCAUUUCCCCGCUGUUCGCAGGCCUGUUCGAGGAUGCCACCAAGUUCCUGUCCAUGGACUCAGUCACCGUGGAGGCAACAACGGUGCCUGAAGCUGCCGCUGAGAAGAACGUUACUGAGCCCGUGGCAAUGGAAAAAGAGAAGGAAAUGAAGGAGGAAGGCAAUGAAUCUGAAGCAUUGGGCAGCCUGAGCCUGAGGAAGCUUAGGGUCCAGCUCAAGGAGAAGGCUGCAGUGGCACAAGACCUGGAGAAGAAGCCAGUGGAUCAAUUUUCCAUCCACCCAAUAUUUGAAGUGAAGGAAGGGAAGAAGCCACUGGACACGCUUAGCCUGAGGAGGCUCAGGCUGAAGCUCAAGGAGAAGCUCAAUGCUCAGAAGAACAGAGAGCCAACAACUAGGGCGCCCCUCGGCAGGCUGGACGAGAACUCGGCGUCCAAGUCGCAGAAGAGGGUGCCCCUCGGCAGGCUGGACCAGAAUUCGGCGUCGAAAACGCAGAACAGAGAGCGGAGCAGGGUGCGCCUUGGCAGGCUCGACGAGAACGCGUGCUGAUGAUUGAUUAUCUAACUCGGAAGAUUUGGUUGAGAAACCAUGGUUUCUCCAACCCCCUUGAUCCUAACUUAUCUGCGUGCGUUCUUGUGCUGUUACUUUGCGCGUUCGCCGGCAGAGCGUGAGAAGAUUUGGCUGUAUUUUUUAGUCGACUCUUGUCGUGUUCUGAACUUGUAUCGGAGUGAUUGUUUUAGCUUACUUCUAAGUGGUGACAGUUACAUAUAUCAGAGUGUUUGUUGCUUGUC